Porites evermanni is the source of this 10831-nucleotide messenger RNA. The record is from the annotation of a GenBank genome assembly. NCBI's taxonomy places the organism in Eukaryota, Metazoa, Cnidaria, Anthozoa, Scleractinia, Poritidae.
AUGGCGGCUUCAAGCAACAGCAGCGAAUUUCCUUUUAACGACGAUUUUGAACUGAAACUCGGGAGUAGCUUUCAUUCAAAAGGAGGACCGAAGAUGGCUUUUCACACCAUACGCUGUAAGGUUGAGUUUCUUGCAAUAUUUGUUGUUCACACGUUGUGUCGUUAGAACUGAAGAGAGGGCAGCUGUUUAUUUUGUAAAAUUAAAGCUAAAUAGGGAGAAACAAACGUUUAAUCCCAAAAUGAGAGCAAAGGAUAACGAGGACAUGAAAGAGACAAUGUCUGGAAUAUUUUUUCUUUAUUGAAUUUAAUUUUUUGGAAAGUUAUUCGCUCUGUUGUGCCGAACGAGCAUCUCCGUGGGAGAAAAUAGACGUCGAUCAAUCCGGGUAUCAUUGUUGGGAACGAAAUAGUCUGCGUACCUGGCGCCUUUCUUAAGAGUUAGAGCGGCGUGAAUGCUGAACCAAGGCCCUUAUAUUUGCCUUAUAGGUUUUUGCUGCCCCAAAGGGUAUGGUUUUUGCUCCACUUUGGUCUGAAAAUGGGUGUAGACUUUGCCUAUUUUGGUCUGAAUUCAGGUAUGGUUUUCGAGGGAAAACGGGAGUACAUAAACGAUUAAUUUUGUUUUUUCAAUUCCAAAUGAAUAAGAAACAAUGAGGAUUGAUAUGCAAAUUCGAAAUGAAUUUUAAGAAAUCUUUUUGUUGGCGUUGAAAUAUAACAUGUACAUGUAAGGAUAACAUAAUUUCUGCCUACACCAGGUCUGAAAACAGGUAUGGAUUUUAGAGGCCAAGUCUGAGAACUGGUGUGGAAAAUGAUAAUUUUGUGGUCUGAAAUGGGGUCAAGAUUUGGAGAACUGGGUGGCACACCCGCACCAUGAAUUCCCAGGAAUACCCCCCUGUAGCCUGUAAGCAGUCUCGCUUGUGCGAAUUUCGGGAAAAUUAUUUUGGCAGCAGAGCCAACACCCACUGUGCAAAUUGGGGAAAAUUAUUUUGGCGCCGGAGCCAACAUCCAGCGGGGGAAAGUGAGCCUGCAUGUGGGCUAUUGAUGUUUUAAUUAGGUCCCUUUCAAGGUGUCAAGAUACUAUCCAAUAGGAGCAAAGCAAAAGUAAACAAACUGACAGAAGUUGCACAUGCAGAUGUCAUACUAAUAUGCAUCAGAGGUCAAAUAUGGUGAGAAACAAACACCAAAGAGAUCAAUUUUUUUGAAUCAGACGACUUCACAGACUACUUUUAUUUCGAAAAGGGGAAAAAAUAACGUUUGCUCUGUAAAAAUUAAGCAUACCCCCAUAGCAUUAUCUACCUGCUAGAAACAGGGCGGCUUCUAAACAUGACCUUGUGUGAAACAGACCAACUUCAUGACCUCUCAGUGUGAGACAAGGGACAAAAAUAGGCUACUGAAUUUGCUCAGUCCAAAUUAAGAAUCCUCUAGAGCAUAAUGAUCUAUCCAUUUGAGAGAAAAUUGUAAAUAAAACUAAGCGGUAUUUGAGGCAAAAAUAGUGCAGGCCUACUGACUCUUUUUAUCAUUAAAUUUGAUGUGUGAAUGUUUGUGCGGUGUGUCCAUAGUUUUGUCACAAUUGUGUUGCCUGUCGACACCUGUCCCUUAAAACCAAUCAGAUCGCUGCGUUCAUCAGUAAACGUGGGUAAGCAAAAAUCAAUAGCUUACGUGCAGGCUCACUUUUCCUCGGCCCAUUUUCCUCGCAUGAUGGAAAAUUUCCCCAAACUUGCACAAGUAAGCCUGCUUCUUGGGGGUCUGUGUAGCCUGACCUCUAAACAAGGUGACCCCACAAGGCUAAAUGAAUAAAAUUAUUGUCACUCUAAAAAACCCACUGAAAAAACAUUUUAAACAUUAUAUUUUCAGGACAGGCCGAUGAUUCACUUUUGUAUGCCAGCAAAAGAGUUAUUUAUUAGUAAAUGAUACUAUAUUUACUGUUAUCCUAGAUGAUUUUAAGCCUGCUUCAGUUGACACCUCAAGACCAGCUGAACUUGUUGUUGGUGAAAAAGAUGAGAUCACAGUAACAGUUCCCCAUGUCCAGGUAAAGAUUUUGUUUUUUAUAAACCCAUUUGCAAUGGGAAUGUUUCUGAAAAUUGCCUUUGAUCAAAAGCUAACAUUUGUCUCAAGUGCCAAUUUUUUCACCCAAUUUGGCAUUUUAUUUUAAUUUCAAUUUAGUAAUGCAGUAAGAAUAAACUUUUAUAGUGCUCAAGCACAUAUUUCAGUGGGUAAAAGUAGAUUAAGUCCUGUACCAAUUUGGGGGACCAGAUUUUUUUAUUUCUUGUAGGAUUCUGGAACGACAGUUUAUCGAGGAUCCAAAAGAAGCUGCACCAAGGAAUUUAUCUUGGUUGUUGACAAAGAGAAAAAGGUACAAGUUAGUAUAAUAAUAAUAAUAAUUAUUAUUAUUUUGUAUAAUUUUGUGGUAUGAAAGAUGUAGUGUAGUGUAACAACUUAGGGUGGCUCCCAUUUUAUGACGAAGCUUAAGUCUUUAAGUGUUCGCUAGUCCUUAAGUGCCUACAAGGAAACUGCCCUAGCUACAUGUAUGACCUUCUUAAAUGCAAUGCAGAUUUACACACACGCAGUGGGCGGUACAGUGCCUUAAACCUCGUCUGCCCCAGAUAUAAUCAUAAAUCUGAGGGAGGGAGAACUUUUAGCAUGUCUGCAACCAGAGUGUGUAACUCUCUGCCUAUUAACCUAAAGAAAGGAACAUGUGUAACCUCAUUUAGAAAGGCUAUUUAUUGUCAUUUUUUAACGAGAUACAAUGAUAAUUGUAAUUAUAGUUUGUAGAUAUUCAUUGUAAAGAUAUUUUAUAAUAAUAUUGUAAUAUAGUUUUUACUCUUUUUAGUCCUAUUCAUAUAUGUAUAUAUGUAUAUGUAGAUAUGUAUUUUUUGUUACUUAAUUUUUGUUUUAUAAUUUUAGUUUGAGGACCACUAGUUAUUCAGUUGAAGUUCUGUCCCGUGUUACCCUUGUUAAAUAAAGUUGAUUAUUAUUAUUAUUAUUAUUAUUAUUAUUAUUGUAGGGUAAAAUGUAAUUAGAAUCAUGGAUUUACCUUUUAUUUAUGACUUGAUUUUGGGGUGUUUUUUUAUCAGUAGUUUGUAAAACACAGGUGUUCUUGUAGAGUCUAAAAUAUGCAAUAUUAUUUUUCAAAGUCAGAAGAUUGAUUUCUUAUGGAAAUGUGAUUUGCAAUGUUGCGUGAAAUCACCCCUUUGCAUUAUAUCAGAAGGCUGGGAUAUCACUAUUACAGGGGCUCAGUACGUGUAGAUUCAAUCAAUCAAUCAAUCAACAAAUUUAUUUUGCUAUGCUAGCCACAUGCAACAAAAGCUGAUUUCCAGAUGGGGCAUAGGCAAACACACAUUGCAAAAAAUAGAAGUAAUGUGGUGUUCAUAACAUACAUGUAUGGCUAAAUCAUGGGGCAUUCAAACUUUUAACCCUUUAAACCCUAACAUCAAAAUUCAAAUUCUCAUUUGUUAUCCCUGUACGUUUUCAAUAGAAGUAGUGGGGAGAAUUUGUUGAAGUAUCAAUUAGAUUCAUCUUGUGUGAUCAUGUCCUUAACUCUCAUGACCACUCUGUUUUAUAAAGCAGUGAUAUUACAAGGAGAAAUUUGACACUGAUCACUCUUAGGGCUUAAAGGGUGAAACAUUCUAACUUGGAUGAAGUACAAUAGAUGAGGGCCACAGGCAACCAACACUGUUGGAUUUGCCAGUUUCAGAUGACGAAACUAGUAGUACUGCUGUUGAUAGGAUGCUAGUGUCAAAGCAUUCUCCCUGAGAAAGUAACCAGAAACAUGGCCACAGCAUAGGGUGCAAAGAAAGUCAGUUUUACAGCUUGCCAUUCGGGAAAGCUGUAGCUAGCAGUACUGGCCCAAAUGUCAUUUCAACCACCACAAAAAACAAUUUUUGAUGAACAGGUUUGAUUACAGAUCUUCUGUGAUUUUAAUUUGCGGAGAAACAUCACUUGCCCAUCGGGCAACUUAAGAACAGAACUCACUAGCCUGAUAGCAAAAUCCGCUAGCUGACCUAGGCUAUUGGACACUACUUUGUUUGUACGCUGCAACGUAAACUCUGCUUCAAGAUACAAGGUGCUAAGAGGCUUGCUUGAAGUUUAAGGCUUCAUGGCUUUACUGUAUAGAUUGUUUUCACAAGACAUCACAACGGUUAUAUUGAUGUACCAUAAAAUGAAAAGGUGGCGCCUGUUGGAGUACAGGAAAAAUCAUGUGAGAAGUAAACUCUAUUCUCAUGUAGAAACACUCUUUUGUUCAAAGUAGUCUGCUUAGCUUCAUGUACUAACCACUUGUCAGUAACAACGAUCCAUAGUUUGUGGCAAUGCAUCAAAUCACAAUUGAAGUGCCUUCAGUUAAUAACAUUAUGAUCGUACAAGAAAUAAAAUUUAAUGUCGAAUUAACAAUGGAACUGAUGUUUUCAUUUCUUUCAGACAUUCACACUGGAAAGAAUUGAGUCAGCUGUUCCACAACUCAAGAAAGUAAGGUAUGGUCCUUUUCAGCCUUUUUUGGCACAUUCCCCCUUCCCUGUGUGAAUAAUUAUUCUGUCAUGCAACAUGAGGGGUAGUGUUCCCUUAUCCCCCUUCUCACGCACCCCUCACGCUCUUGGGCACUGCAGUUUCCCCUUCCCCUUCAUCUUUUUAUGCAGGUUACAUGGAUAUUAAGGCAACAGCAGCUUUUCUAUAUAACCCCCACCCCUAAUCAAGCAUUUUUAUAUUUUCACUUUGGCCAUGGCAGGAUAAGCUCAGUCAUUAGAGCACUUGACUGCAAAGUGGUAGGUUGUGGGUUUGAUUCCCGAGGCCUCCCUAAUACUCAAGGUGUUAAUAAAAAUAACUAAGGAAUGAAUGUAUUUCCUUGGUCCUGUAAACAGCUAGACCUUCGUGUGGCUCAGAUGACCAUGUAAAAUGGUAUCCUUUUUCCUGAAGGAGACCUUAAUAUAGUGUUCUCAAUUAGUACUUUUGUGCUAAAUUCAUUGAUUUUCAAAUAAAGUGCAUUCUGGGGAUGGGAGGGGGGGAGCAAAAAAGGUUUAAUAUACAUUGUAACCAAUUCAGCCCCAAUAUCCACAUACAAAUUCUUGAGACAGAUCCCCUUGCACUUCCUUAAAGAAUGAAAAGAAUAUAAGAUCAAGGCAUUUUCCCUUUGAUGUUAGUUUUUUCAAAUCUCAUAACCUUUUCUCUUGAUGAUGACAGUGUCAUUGAUGUUGGUAGGAGAAGGUGAUGUUGCUCACUUUUGGGAAUGGUUAAAGUUGAAGUUGUACAUUGUAUGUUGCUAUUGGUAGACCAUCAACUAAGUCAGCCAAGCCAGUAAAGUUACCUGUAAAGCCUUCAACUGCAACACUUACAAAAUUGCAGAAAACUAAAACAAAGAAAAAACCAGUGGAAAAGAAAUUGUCAAAAAAGGCUUCCCCGGUAAAGAAUCCAAACUUGUCAACAUCUACUCCAAACUCUCAGGUAUUUACAAUAGAUAAUAUUUAUGUGUACAUCAUUGAUAACUAUGAUUUUAAUUUCACUAUUCUAUUCGCUUGAAUUGUCACACAACUAAAUAAUACAUGCAGGCUGAAUUAACAGAACAAAAAGAUGGAGCAAUGUUGAGGGGAGGGGGGGGGCACACACUCCUGUGGUGGGUAUUUUUUUAGGGACUUUGUGGUAUGUGCACAAAAAAACAAAGCCUGAUUUACUUCUCCCCUGGCCUCCCAAACAAAAGUAAAGGAGGACCACCUGAAUGCAGGUUACACUUAUCUCCCUCCAACCCCCUUGCACUAGUGUGGGGUAGGACAAGAGUAUCAGCAAAGCCUUUCGUAUCUCCUUAGCAACAUCGCAUGGGCUGAACUAAACAGUGAAUAGGUAAUGCCAGAUGCUCAGAUAAGGGUAGCCUCCCACGCAGGUGUUUUUAGGGGAGCUCGUAUUUUGUCCUUCCCUACAAAUGCCUGCUCAACCUAGAACAAUAUUCCUCUCCAAAGCUUAGUCAAUCAAAUUGUACCUUCCAAACUCUGGAAAGUUGGCCUUGACCACAGGGUAACCCGAUAUUACUCGAUCUGCAUGAAACACUGGGAAAGCUCUAUGACCUCCAAUAAGGCGGAGUGUUAGACUCAGAGCAGCAAAAGUAAGAUUAUAUCAGAUAAUUAUUUUAGAAUACUCUGUUGCACUGCAUAACCUUAGCGAAUGAAAGAAAAGAAGGAAAAAGGUAACUCUAGGGUCACAUUUUUACACUAUCACACGCUUGUGAGUCGUAUGUAGCCUGUCAACACUUUAUUUCAAAACAACUGUUGAUUGGUCACUUACCACGCGAAUAAAACAAUGGGAAAGGAAUGUUGUUCUCGGUUGAGCAGGUGUUUGUGGGGAGGGGUGAAAUAAGAGCUCCUCUAAAAAUGCCUGCAUGAGAGGCUAAGAUAAGGGGGGAUACAUGUUACAUUGCAGACUUGAGAAAAAGAACAAGGAGUGACCCCAUUUUUCAUUGAUACACUGUACAUAACCUAGCAAGAUUUCUUCAGAGGAGGGAAGGGCAGAUAACAAAAAAUUAAUUUGUUAUUACUUCGGGUUUUCAAUAAGCACUGACAACCAAAAUGAAACACACCAGCUACUCUGAACAGAGGAAUUGGCUCCUUUUUCUUAGAAAGAAGAAGCAACUAGUUUGAUUAAUGUCAUAAACAUAAAAUAAUUAUACUGUAUCAAAAUCUAAAUGGCAAUGUUUUUAUGAUUUGUUUUAUGUUAUGCUUUAGUGACGUGAACGCUAUACUUCAGUCACUUUUUCACAAGUUUCUUACGGUUGGUUACUUUAUUCAAACCUGCUGGCAACUUCAAUUUUUAUCGAAACCCCUGAUCACUCUUCCCUGAUGCAGCACCACAAAAUAACCCAUUAUCAAUUAAAAUUCACUCUGCAUAGGAGACGAGUGCUAAACUAGAUGACACAGCUCCUGCUGCCGAAUUGGAUUCAAGCUCAUCAUCCUCCUGCGAUAGUUCUGAUUCUGAAAAGGAUGAAAAUGAAGAUGAAUUUGACGAGGAUGUGGAGAAACUCAACAGUUUAAUGGGAGAUGUAAGUAUUUCAGUCACUACCAAUGAACAUUGUUAUUUUAAAAUUCAUGCUUAGUUAAACUACUCUUAUGGUACAGCCCCCCCGCACCUCGGCACCCCCGCACCCCCCCCCUUCAAACUCAACCCCGUCAAUUUUUCAGGUGGAGGAUUUUGCCUCUAGACUUGUCUACAAGCAUGGCCCCCUGGCCAAUAGAACCCCACCAUUAACAUUACCUUCAUUACCUUAUUUGUUCCUACGGUUCUGUAUAAUUAUAUUACAUGAAUAUCAAGUGCUCUAGUGUACCUUGAAUUAAAGCUUUAAAACUGAACAAAUAGAUUUGAAAACAGUCAAAACAGUACACCCAAUGUAGCUAAAGGUAAAAACAGGCGUUUAAUAGAAAUCAACUGUGAUUUUCUUCUCUAUGAUACAUGUAUAUUAAAUUGCUACUUUUACAAAAUUAACGUGCCACUACAAAUUACGCAACCCCUUGAAAUUCAACAUUAAUUUUUCAUUUGCUGUUUCUGCUUAGAUUGGUGACGAAGAUAUUUUAACCAAGAAAGAAGGUUUCAACACACUUUGUAAGUAGAAACUACUACCAUUCUAAAAGGAUAUCCAGUAUGUGGUCUAUGUGGGCAAAUACACAAAAAGACAGAAAAGUAAUCGUUCUAUCCAAAUUUAGAUAAAGAUUUUUUCUUGAAACAUGAAGUUCGUGAUGUAAAUCUUACAAUUAUGAGAACGCAAAAAUUUUGCUUCAUCCCAGGUUACUCUCUGUUUUCCCUGUUCCUGUGUUAAUUAAAGGGGAAAGAAGUAGACACACCCCCAAGAAAUGUCUGCAAUAAUGAAAACAUGGCUGAAAUGUUCCUGUUUUCUCAAAUACAUUGGGUUUGUAUACUUUGCCAGUGAAAUGUAACUAUUUAAGGUUGUCUUUGGCCACGGAUUAAGAGAGCUAAAAUGAUUGCAACUUGAAAGAAUAUUGAUAGGUUCCAUCAACUGACGUGAUUCGUCCGUCUCACUUUGAUUCUAAAGAUGACUACCGGGCACAGGUCGGGGAAACGUCAGUCACUGUAAGCAACGGUCCCAAUGUUUGGACUACAGCUGUACAUGCACCCUCACCUACUGGACGAUCUUUAUUAUUCCACCUACUUAGAAAAUUAAGCUAACAUCUUGUGUCGGACAAAUCGCUUAGAGUAACACUAUCUCUAUGAAAAGAAUUUCUCUGUCGAUGCUAAAUUUGCCCUCUGCUCUAUCAUCUACCCAUCUGUGAGUACAGUAACCGAAGUAGGUCUAAACAAUAAUCUGGAUAUCAGAUGAAACAUUUCUUCUCGUGAGGGAUUUUAAAAGCAGGCUACGUUAUAAACCUUGCCUAUCAGCAACAUGGAGUGUAUUUACAAAAUAACCUCAACGUUCAUUUAUCAAGAGCUUAAGGUUUAACCAUUCAUGAGCAUGUAUGUAUUUUCUUAACGUAGCAGUAUUUCUCGUAUCGUAUAACAAACCCUUCCGUUUAUUCGUGCUUAAUAAAUCAGGGCUCAAAACGGACAAUUAUUUUGCGGCGACCUGACCUGCCAAAAACGUCACUAGACGGUUCCUAAUGAUGACCGGCCACGCAUGAACUCUUUCUUGAGAAAACAGCCAAAUCCUUAACCUGUAAAUCUUAGAUUUUGUCCCUUUCUACUGAGAAACAUAAGCACGUUCAGAAAUAGAAAAUUUCAGAAGGAUAAGUUAACUUUUUUGCCAUAUUUUACCGAUAAUAAAUGAGACUUGACCGAGCAAAAAGAUUCUUUGGCCGGUCGUCGUGUCCGGCAAUCAUCCAAAAAUAAUAUUGAGCCGUGUAAAUACAUUUACAUGUUGCAUUUCAUUUCGUUGAAAAUCUUUAAUGCGACCCAGGCAUCCAGAGCAGCGUAUUCAAUCUGUCGAUCCUGAAGGGGGAACAUUUCCCAGUCGCUGAAUGCUGCCGUCUUGUCAAGCUUAAUUCCAAGAAAGCGAUCAGCGAGUGCUUGCAGGCCCGUCUUAAGCAUCGAUGGAUGAUUUGCCUUUGCAAUCAUUUGGAUGUCUGCCAAUCCUUUAAGAACCAAACCUCGAUCUCUUUCGAGUUUGAAACCAUCGUUUUCUAUACCGCUUCCAACUUUUGUAAUUUUUGUGUCUUUUAGAAUUCGCUUGAGCAAUUUCGGCAACUUGAUCAUGUGAUAUAUAUGUAGAACCAAACAAGAUUUCUCGGUUCCCAGUUGUAGGACGGCUGUCGGGUUUUCGGUUCCCCCGUUCUUCUUGCUAACAAUUUGAGGUUUCCACUCAAUAUCAAAGCCAAUGGCACUGACAGAACAAUCUUUAAUACGCUCUUUUAGCCAGUUCUUAACUUCCAGUUUAUCCGAUGUGUAAACGACCUCUACUCCUAGAGCUAUAGAGGGAUAACACAGCUCAUAUUUUUUCACUAUUAGCGCCAUGUUAGAUUCUUGGCAAGUGUCUUGCAAGUUGAACUGAAGGUCCGAACGAAAUCCUCUGUUUUCUGGUUUGUUCUUUCUUCUUUCAGUCUCUGUAUCUGGGCUUUCGCUUGAGAUAGUGCGAUCAGAUCCCCAUCUGGCAAGCAUUUGUACUGAUGACAUCGUCGACUUUCCAUAGUCAAAAUCCCCCUUCCUGCCUUCUUUGUCGUGACGGCGAGAAACACUCUGCUUGACCCAAUUUGAUGCAGAAGCCUCCUCUUCCUCAACAACGCUGGAAUCGUUACUGUCACUUCCGAAUGGCUCACUGCGGCUGAGACGAUUUUUCUUUUGCUUUGAAAAUUUAGUCAGUGCCGACCGACUUUUUGAUCCAGAAUCUUCGUCGUACAGCCGACGGUUGUGGAAACGAUUGUCUUGAAGUCGUUUUAAUUUGCGCCCAUCCUCUAAGGACCUUGAACCACCAACAGAAUGUCGGUUGUCCAUCUUUGCUCGAUUUUUAGACCUAUUCUUAGAGCGAUGCAGUAACCCGCUUAAAAUCUGGCUUAAUAGAGGCAUUACAGAUGUAUUCUGCAACCUUGCAUUAAGGCUUUCUUUUUCGGGAAUGAAAAGUCUGAGUAGUUUUGACACGAAUUGGAAGGUACACCCUUUGAAGAACGUCACGUGAUAGCUUACACAGGCUUUUCACGAAGUAGCCCUUGUAGUGACUGUCCUAUGGGCGGAGAUAUUCGUAAAGGUAAAAAGCGAAAUUGCCCACAACUAGAACUGUUGCUUGGAGGAAAUGAUACCCAUAAACGUAGAAUCAACUGAAUUGGGAGCCUCUUAAUUUUUUUUUUAAAAAAAGAGAGUUUUUAAAAUUGUUUCGAAAAUUGGUUUAUGUAAAUUUAAAAAUUUAUGCAAAUUAUGCAAAUUGAGGUGAAACAGAGAGAUGCGUGAGUUAAUAAUCACUUAAUAUUUCUUUACCUUCACCGUACGUGAGCCAAAAAGGGAGUUUUGAGGGCAAACACCUUGUUAUGUAAAUUCAUUUUCGGGGAAAAGAAGCUGCCUAAGCUGAUUCAGAUAUUAUUUCCGGAUUUUAAUGAUAAAAAGCGAGUUGCUCGAGCUGGUGAAUAAAUUAUGUUUAUACAAAAGAAACGAAAGAUUCGCGUGCUGAUUAAUCACUUAUGAUAAAUUAAUUUGAGGAAAGGAAACAAGGAGGCCUGCUUGCAAUCUAAAUAAAUUUAAAAGCAGAUCAGGAGGUUUAUACAUAAUUUACUGGAUAGUUCAUCUCCAUUUACAAAAAAACAACAUGCUUCAUUCACUUUCAAACAAAUCAAUACUUGUCGCCUUAUUUAAGGUAAAAAAAAGAUUCUUUGCACUUUUUUUAUACAGGUGAAGACCUCCAGCUAAGCGAAUCUGGAAGCGAUAGUGACUGA